AUGGAAGAACCAACACUGAAAGCUGCCAGCAAAUAUGUACUCAAACAUGCGAAAACCAAGGAAGAGAUGGAUCAAAUAAUGGAUGUGAUAUGGGCGGCGAACUACUCCCCAUACGACCCUUUCGCCCAACUCUUCUUUCCAGUCCUCGGUUUCAGGCCCCUCGACCGCGAAACGUCGGUCGCUGAGUCGAAAGCCCGUUUCUGGAGUCAACACAUGGCGGAUCCGUCGAGCAAUUGGUUCUACGUUGUUGGCGGUGACACUGGGAACGUUGUUGGCUGCGCGCAAUGGCAGAUAUUUACCUCAAAUCCAUUUCCUGAUGGAGUGCCGCCAUUGACUGCGCCGUGGUGGCCAAAGGGCGAGCACCGGGACUUCUGCGAGUUGAUUCUGAAUCAAGUGUAUAAGCCAAGAGCGAACUGGAUGCGGAGGCCCCACCUCGCGCUUAACUGGAUGGCCGUCCACCCCGCCCACCGCCGUCUCGGAAUUGGCUCCCUUCUCAUGGCUGCCGGUACCACUCGCGCCGACUCACUAAACCUCGAAUGCUGGAUGGAAGCAUCCUCUAUGGGAAAACCUCUCUACGAAAACGUCGGCUUCCGAUCACUGUUCAAGAUCGCUUUCGACACCGACAGGAAAGACGCGAGUAAUGUGUGGCGGAAAUGCGAGCGGGAAAUGACCCCCCCGCCGUUCUUCGCUAUGUGGAGGCCGAAGGGUGGGAUGUGGGAUAUUUAUGCCGCGGAUGGUGAGAGAAGAGGGGUGAAGAUGCCAUGGGAAUUGGGAGUGGAGCAGGGAGGGAGAGAAGAGAGGGUGGCAGAGGCUUACCCCGGGCACGCGUAG
Molecule: messenger RNA, 831 nt
Organism: Trematosphaeria pertusa
Lineage: Eukaryota; Fungi; Ascomycota; Dothideomycetes; Pleosporales; Trematosphaeriaceae
Exons: 2
Coding region: 1-831 (276 amino acids)
Molecular function (GO): acyltransferase activity, transferring groups other than amino-acyl groups
Source: RefSeq, a predicted model, not a curated record